Caenorhabditis elegans is the source of this 1192-nucleotide messenger RNA. RefSeq names its product Cysteine and histidine-rich domain-containing protein 1 (gene chp-1). Lineage: Eukaryota; Metazoa; Nematoda; Chromadorea; Rhabditida; Rhabditidae. The record is from RefSeq and is marked reviewed. Bases 1 to 966 code for a protein of 321 amino acids. The transcript is spliced from 4 exons.
AUGGUUGACGAAAGUAAACUGCAGUGCUAUCAUAAAGGAUGCGGUCUCCUUUUCGAUCCCAAGGAGAAUGACAACGAAGCUUGUACAUAUCACCCUGGGGGUCCGUAUUUCCAUGAUGCAUACAAGAUUUGGACAUGUUGUGAUAAGAAAAGUACUGAUUUCGGUACAUGGAUGAAUUAUAAAGGAUGUACGCGUGGAAAACACAGCAAUGAAAAACCAGUCGAUAUUGUAAAAGUUGCCGCGGUAAAGGAAAUUCGACCAGAGAAAGAAGAAGAUGUUAUUGUUUGGAAAGGGCUCAAUAAAUCUGGAAAAUUGGAUAGCAAGGAUGCGACAAAGAGAAUUGAGCAAAAUUUGAAUGUUGAAGUGACGCCUGGAGCAACCGCAGCUAUUGAGAAAAAGCUGAAAGAAAUAUCUGAAGCUGCUCAAAGUGCGGAUAUUCAAAUUGGCGCCCCAUGUCGAAACAAUGGAUGUUCUACUGAAUUCGAUGGAUCGAAAAACAAGGAAAACUGUCAGCAUCACCCUGGAGCUGCCAUUUUCCACGAAGGAAUGAAGUAUUGGUCGUGUUGUAACAAGAAAACUUCUAAUUUUGGAGCUUUCCUUGAGCAAGUGGGCUGCACUUCAGGCGAACAUAAGUUCAGAAAUAAUGAAAUUGUCAGCAAAUUCCGAGAAGAUUGGUUUUCGAGCAAUGGAUUUGUCACCAUCAACGUGUAUUGUAGAGGUGCUCUACCCGAAACCGCAAACAUCGUUUCCGAUGGUCACACCGUUCGAGUGAGUAUGAAGCACGGAUUUGGAAAUGCAAGCGUGGAUCUCGAUUACGAUUUAUGGGAUGAAGUUAUUCCCGAGGAAAGUCGUGUUGUCAUUGGCGAAAGAAAGGUCGAAAUUUCAUUGAAACAAAAACACGGAACCGGAUGGCCUCGUCUCAAAUUUGAUCCUGAACUGGAUGCAAAAAAUGAUGAAGAAGCUUAAACUUUGAUUUUAAUUUCCAUCAAACAUAUCUUUCUAUUUGUUCCCAAACCGUUUCCCAAUCCCACAUUGAUCUUCUAUGAACCUGAAUAAUUUUAAAUCAUGGCGAUAACCAUUUUCUUCAUAGCCAGUAGGAUUUCUUCUUCUUUCUUCCGAGAGAUCCCACUAUAAAUGACAAUUUAGUUUUUUUCUAAUUUUUUGCUUCAUAAAUAUAAAAUAUGCGUUUGUU